ACGACAUGUCGCGCCCAUUGCUUUUCGCUGCAGUGUAACUCAGCUCCAGGCUGCAUUGCAAGAUUACUACUUUCCAGUAUUUUCGUAGCAGAAGUUAUUCAAUUGACUGAACUUCAACCUGCUCGACGCGUAGCUAAAGUCUUUGCCUGAUCACACAAUUGUAGACAUGAGUCUCAAACGCAAAGCUGCUGACGCUGCCACUGACGCGACAAAGAAGCCCAAGCAGAACGGCAGUAUCACAGCCUUCUUUGGCGCGCCAAAGCCAUCGUCAAAUCCGAAAGCCUCUUCAGCUGCAGCUGCAAAAUUCGACAGAGAAUCAUGGGUCGCGAAGCUCACAGAGGAGCAGAAGGACUUGCUUCAGCUGGAGCUUGACACAUUACACGAGAGCUGGCUGCCGCAUCUGAAAGAUGUGCUUGUAAAUCCUCAAUUUCUGGAGCUCAAGAGGUUCUUGAAGAAAGAAAUCAGUAGCGGCAAGACGGUCUUCCCGCCCAUGAAGGACGUGUAUUCCUGGUCACGACACACUCCACUCAACACUGUUAAGGUCGUCAUCACAGGGCAAGACCCGUACCAUGGACCCAACCAGGCCCACGGCCUUUCCUUCUCCGUUCGCCCUCCAACGCCCGCGCCGCCGUCGCUCGCGAACAUCUACAAAGCGUUAAAGAUCGACUACCCUGACUACCGACCACCGCCGAAGAAGGGCGGCCUCUUGACACCAUGGGCAGAUCGAGGUGUCCUGCUACUGAACACUUGCUUGACCGUGCGCAGAGGAGAGGCAAACUCACACCAGGGCAAGGGGUGGGAACUGCUGACGCAGAAGGUCAUCGAUACGGUUGUGAAGGUGCGCAGCAAUGGUGUUGUCUUCAUGGCAUGGGGCUCGCCGGCGCAGAAGAGGACUGUUGGCAUUCCAGUCGACAAGCACUUGAUUUUGAAGAGCGUCCAUCCCAGCCCACUGAGCGCAAUGCGAGGCUUCUUCGAGUGUCACCACUUCACUAAAGCCAAUACUUGGUUGGUGCAGCGCUAUGGCAAGGAUGGCGGUAUCGAUUGGGAUCUCAAUGUAGAUCCGGAAGCUGUCGUCGAGCCUGGCAAGACCGGUCAGCCAGUUGACCCUAAAGAAAACACUGCAUCGAAGAACAGCGCGAGUGCCAAGGAGAAGGACGUAACAGCACAAGACGUCAAGGGUAAAGAGGACGUUGCAAAUGAAAAGACCGCUGACCCUGAAGCGGAUAUUGACUCAGAUGAGGAAGCGGCACUAAGGGAAGCCGGGUUGUGAUCAUGGCGACGUGUCAGACAUAGUCAUCCUGGAUACUUCCUGUCUCUCUGACGUGAUCCCAGGAGCUCUCGAUUGCCCAACACUCCACCCUUAUACUGUCGCACGAAGUUGAUGUCAUGGCUUGGCAUAGU
This is a messenger RNA of Boeremia exigua, 1401 nucleotides long. RefSeq names its product uracil-DNA glycosylase-like protein. Gene Ontology annotation, cellular component: nucleus; mitochondrion. The record is from RefSeq and is a predicted model, not a curated record. The transcript has 3 exons. Gene Ontology annotation, biological process: base-excision repair, AP site formation via deaminated base removal; base-excision repair. Bases 167 to 1270 code for a protein of 367 amino acids. Gene Ontology annotation, molecular function: uracil DNA N-glycosylase activity. NCBI's taxonomy places the organism in Eukaryota, Fungi, Ascomycota, Dothideomycetes, Pleosporales, Didymellaceae.